AUGGCUCCUCCACUCCGCUUAAAUCAGUUAUAUAAUAAUGAAAGUUAUGAAGUUGUGAGUGCACAUAAUAUGUGUCUUUCAGCCAGGGCUUGCUAUCCUUAUCAAUAUCUACCUAUAUCGGAUAACAGUGAUUCUACCUUGGACCUCCCCUUCCCAGAGGAAACCAGGGAUAGAAAGAAGCUGAAAAGAAGUAUAAGUAUUGCUGAUUCCAUGGAUAGUUAUAGCAGUCAAUAUAGUGAUGGAAUCAACUUUUGUACUUAUGACAGCCCCAGCAUUAGCCGCACAGGCAGCUUUAAUAACUUGUCGAAGCUGCAGUUUCGUGAUCAUAUAUGGACUUAUAAUCAAAGAUACCUUGCAGCUGAGGCUGUUGAAGAGGCGGCAGAAGCCAUCAUCAAUAUUGCUGAAGAAAGUGAUCCUGAAGAAGAUGAGAGUGCUGAUGAUAUGAGGCUGGUUAAACUUCUCUUUGGUUGUGCUGAAGCUGUGGCUUGUCGAGACAGGUCACAUGCCUCAGCUUUACUAUCUCAGCUUAGAGCUUGUGCUUUAGUCUUUGGCUCUUCCUUUCAGCGUGUAGCUUCUUGCUUUGUCCAAGGUCUUGCUGAAAGGCUUUCUCUGGUUCAGCCACUUGGAGGAAGUCUUGGCUUUGCAACACCACCCAUGAUGAACAUAAUGGAUGUUUCCAUCUCAGAUAAAAAGGAAGAGGCUUUAAGCCUUGUUUUUGAAAAUUGCCCACAUAUUCAAUUUGGCCACUUUGUGGCUAAUGAAACAAUACUGGAAGCCUUUGAGGGAGAGUCUUUUUUUCAUGUAGUGGAUUUGGGCAUGACACUAGGUUUGGCACAUGGCCACCAGUGGCGUGCAUUGAUUAACAGCCUUGCCAACCGUGCUGAUCAGCCACCUUGCCGUCUCCGAAUAACUAGUGUUGGCCUUGCUGUUGAUAGAUUCCAAACCAUUGGGGUAGAGCUCAAGACCUUUGCUGAAAUCAUGGGAAUAAACUUUGAGUUCUCAGUGGUGGAAAGCAACUUAGAAAAUCUUCAGCCUGAAGACAUCAAACUGUUUGAUGGUGAGGUUUUCGUUGUCAAUAGCAUCCUUCAACUGCAUUGUGUAGUUAAAGAAAGUAGAGGGGCUCUUAAUUCAGUUCUGCAGAUAAUUCACAAGCUCUCUCCAAAGGUUUUAGUACUUGUUGAGCAGGAUUCAAGCCACAAUGGGCCUUUCUUUCUUGGGAGAUUUAUGGAAGCACUGCACUAUUACUCUGCAAUUUUUGACUCCCAGGAUGCCAUGCAACCUAAAUAUGACACAAAGCGGGCCAAGAUGGAACAAUUCUACCUUUCUGAGGAGAUAAAGAACAUUGUGAGUUGUGAGGGAUCAGCAAGGAUGGAGAGGCAUGAGAGGGUGGACCAGUGGCGUAGGAGGCUGAGCCGGGCAGGAUUUCAAGCUGCACCUACUAAGCUGAUGGCUCCGGCCAAGCAAUGGCUUGAGCAGAAUAAGACUUUUGAAGGUCAUACCAUUGUGGAAGACAAGGGUUGCUUGGUGCUUGGUUGGAAAUCUAAGCUAAUUGUUGCAGCUUCUUGCCGAAGUGUUAACUCACAGCCGUGA
Quercus lobata is the source of this 1590-nucleotide messenger RNA. Its product is annotated as GRAS family protein RAM1-like. The coding region runs from base 1 to 1590 and encodes 529 amino acids. Lineage: Eukaryota; Viridiplantae; Streptophyta; Magnoliopsida; Fagales; Fagaceae. The record is from RefSeq and is a predicted model, not a curated record. The transcript has a single exon.